AUGGUUUCUUAUGUACCGCUGGUCGCGAUCGUGAUUGUGAUCACGAUCGUUGGAGACUCUACAGCCAGGGAACUUCGGCCGUCCUACCACGGGCUGGACUACCAGAACACGCCGCCUGCGGGGGAGAAACUGCCGCCGGAAAUGAAGGAAUUCUUUGGAGCUCAAUCGUCGCCAACUUCAAAAUCAUCCAAUGUUGCAUUGCCGAAAGCAAUGAAUUCUAACGACACGACGUGGUGGAGAGAUGUUACCGGUGGAAAUGACGGUAGUAAAGGUAGAGAUCGGUUGAGCCACGUACUGUUGGUGGCGAGCCUCGCGUGUGGGAUCACUGGUGCGGCGCUGCUAGUGGCUUCCGCUUUCAUUUAUUUUGUCAAGUACAAAAGGCAAACGACAUCGUCCUCAGCUAAUAGUAAAUCUGAUCACCAGUAG
Molecule: messenger RNA, 426 nt
Organism: Manihot esculenta (cassava)
Lineage: Eukaryota; Viridiplantae; Streptophyta; Magnoliopsida; Malpighiales; Euphorbiaceae
Exons: 1
Coding region: 1-426 (141 amino acids)
Source: RefSeq, a predicted model, not a curated record